GACGAUGGUAUCGCAAAUUUCUUGCUGGCAAGUUCCUUCUCCAACCUGGGGCAAAGAUUCAUUUGAUAACCUCAGAGAUUUUUGUCAACCUCCACCACCUGGAGUUGAUUUUGCUUACCAAAAAUGCAAUGUAUCAACAAAUUUACCAUCUUAUAAUAUUUUUGAAUCUUUUAUACAUAUUCCUCAGCCACCACAUGAAACAUCCUCUACUCAUACUUCCCAUACGAAGACUUCGUAUACAGAUCAUUCGAUAAUUUCAAGGAGGGCCGAGCUAAAGCCCAAGGAAAGUCUAGUUGAGAUUAUCAAACGAGAUCUCAAGUUUAGACCGAAUUAUUAUUCACUUAAUAAACAACCUCUAAAGAAUGACGAGUCUAAGUGCGUUGCCAUGAAACUUCCUCUGGAGAUUCUUGUAAUGAUAGCAGAAAAUUCAACCGCAGAAACUUUGUUAGCCUUAACAUUGACGUGUCAAAAAUGGUACAACUGGCUUACUGAGAUCGAUAGUACUUACAUUGGCCGGGUUUGGUGCAGAUCCAGAAAUAAUUCUCAUUCAGAUCGGAAAGGGUCCAAGGCUGGAAAAUGUGAAUUAAUUUACACCAUUCAAAAGAUGAAACCAAAGCCAUCAUGGCUUCACGAAUGUGACAUGUGCUACAAAAAAUCUAACAUUUUGACAUGGAACUUUAGAGGCAGUCUAAUCAAUACUUGUUACAGUUGCAAGAAGAUGUACGAAGUUAAAACAAAUGAUAAGGAAAUAUAUUAA
Funneliformis geosporum is the source of this 757-nucleotide messenger RNA. Lineage: Eukaryota; Fungi; Glomeromycota; Glomeromycetes; Glomerales; Glomeraceae. The record is from the annotation of a GenBank genome assembly.